AAGUGUGCAACUCCCACUUCUCAAACUUCAGAGUCGCCGCAAAUUACAAUUAGGGUUUCGUACGUUCUUCCCCCUUUCUGGCAACUCGCUCAAAUCCCACGGAGAAAUCAGGAGGAGUUUCAUAGAUUGAAGAAUCUCGGCGAACAAUGAAGAAAUUUCAUCAAAGAGAUGAACAUGAGACUGAUAGCUCUAAGGCGGCGGAGACGAAGAGGAGGAAGAACAUGAAGAGAUUAGGAGGCGGUGGUCUUUCUCUCCAAACUUUUGCUAACAUGAAAUCGAAUAAAAAUGGCUAUAACCCUGCUUUGAUCAAAAAGCAAAAAGAGUUCUAUAAGAAUGCAAAGUAUGUGAGCAAGUUUAGGAAGUCGAUGAAGCAGCAGAACGUUUAUGAUAAGAAUGAGAUUGGAGAGAGUAGUAAGGUAGAUGAUAAUGAUGGUGGUGAUGAUGAUGAUGAUGAUAAGCAGAAGGUUAAAUCUAAUAAGAGAAUCGGUUUAGAGGAUGUAUACAAACAGACGAAAGAAGAGAUGGAGAAAGCAAGGAUGGAGAGAGAGGCGAUGUUUCAGGCGAAGAAGGAAGCUAAAGAAGAGGCUGAAUCACGGAGGAAAGUAGCAAAGGGUAAAAUGAUGAGAAAGACUCGACAUGGUCAGCCUGUAAUGAAAUACAGAAUAGAGCAUCUUCUUGAUUCCAUCAAGAAAUCUGCUGGAAUUGAUGGAAGCGCAUGACUAGUGUAGGUAGAUACAGUGCAGAUGAACAACUCUUCCAGUUUUUGCAGUUGCUGGUGUUGUGGAAGCUCGAAGCACAAGCCUUAUUUUCAUCUCAGAUACUGACCUUUUAUUACUACUGGUGUUUGUCACUUAUAGAGAUGCUUUGAGGCAACAUUUGUAGUUUUUUUUGGCUAGGUCUUACUCUUUAGCUCAUGAAUUUUGCUGUUUGUUUACAAUCUUUAAUAAACUAUAAAUCUUAUAAACUGAGAACUUUUAUUCCAAACUUUAGUACAAACAGAAGGUUUUGUUUUAA
Molecule: messenger RNA, 1014 nt
Organism: Camelina sativa (false flax)
Lineage: Eukaryota; Viridiplantae; Streptophyta; Magnoliopsida; Brassicales; Brassicaceae
Cellular component (GO): nucleus
Source: RefSeq, a predicted model, not a curated record